Molecule: messenger RNA, 1936 nt
Organism: Nematostella vectensis (starlet sea anemone)
Lineage: Eukaryota; Metazoa; Cnidaria; Anthozoa; Actiniaria; Edwardsiidae
Product: insulinoma-associated protein 1
Exons: 1
Coding region: 327-1532 (401 amino acids)
Biological process (GO): regulation of cell cycle process; negative regulation of transcription by RNA polymerase II; neuron differentiation
Cellular component (GO): nucleus; transcription repressor complex
Molecular function (GO): RNA polymerase II cis-regulatory region sequence-specific DNA binding; DNA-binding transcription repressor activity, RNA polymerase II-specific
Source: RefSeq, a predicted model, not a curated record
CGUCUCAAUGAGUCGUUCUUAAACCUCUUAACAACCACCGUACAAGUCUAUGACAGCUGCGCUCAUACAAUUAAAACAGUGGCGCUUCCGAGGUCCGUACGCAUUCGGGCUACCGACGUAGACCAGUGAAGACAUCCUCAGCUCCGGGUCGAUACACGAACCACUAACGCCACACAACUCGCAAAGAUCAGCUCAAAUCAUUCCCGGCUCGAUCUAACGGUACGACAAUCUGCAGUCUAGCGGUGUGGUAUUGGUAUUAUAUAUUCCAAGUUGUGAGCGAAGAGUAUUUAGCAAGUGCCGAUAGGUGGAGAGAAACAGCUAUAGCUAUGCCUCGAGCAUUUUUAGUCAAGAAAAACAAGAGCGUGAAGUCGUCGGGAGAGAAGAGGAGUUAUCCAGAAGAUGACUACGACCCUAACUUUAACUAUGUCGACAAUAGAAUAUUUGCGACUUCGUCUGCGGUUACUGGAAUAAUUCAUUCACCGACGGAGUGCGAUAAGUUCCCAGUGUUAAGUUCAUUAACUACGAUGUUCACAUCGACGACGGCUUCAACCAGCUGUACGAGCGCGUUUAAACCAUUCAAAACAGAAAAAGAAAACUCUCCGAAGCGACACAAGUCUAGCGUUCACUCUACGGAGGGAAAAGCGGAAAAACCAAGCAAGAGGGAAAGCAAAAUGGAAUUCUCGCCAAUUUCCCGCGACCUGCAUAAUGAGAAACUCACAAAUGAGCAUGGAUCAGUUGGCGGCAAAACUGCCGUACUAGAACACAAGGAAUUCGCGAUUUUUAGCGAUAAAAACGAUUUUCCAAAGCCUAAAGGUCCUCUUCCACAGUCGCAGUUUAUUUGUCAGCUCUGUAGCGAAGUUUACAGCGAUCCCUUUUCACUGGCGCAACACAAGUGUAGCGGAAUUCAGCAUACAGAGCACCGGUGUCCAGAAUGCGAUAAAGUAUUUAGCUGCCCUGCCAACCUUGCGUCGCAUCGACGGUGGCACAGACCUCGCUCGCCUCACGACAAGAAAUCCUCACAGCCCCAGAAACCGGUCGAGAAAAAAAAAGUGGAGAGCGAGAGCGAAAGUGACAGUGAAUCGGACACGGAAAAGAAACCAGGUUCGCCGGUGGUUGAAUCUGAACUCAGUCCAGUUGGUAGCAGUCAAGGGCAAUUUGUGUGUACCGUUUGCAAUAAGACAUUCCGGCGCAAGGCCUACCUUCGCAAACACAUGAACAACCACACGGAUGAUAGGCCAUAUCCGUGCCAAUACUGCGGCAAAGUAUUCCGAAGCUUGACGAAUCGGGCGAAGCACGUCCUAAAUCAUGCCGUGGGACCAAAAACAUUCACCUGUAAUGUAUGUGGAAACGGUUUUGCCAACAAAGGUGGACUUGAUCGUCAUUCACGCAUACACACAGGCGAGAUCUACUCUUGUAAGCAAUGCAGUAGCACAUUUUACAGCUCGCCCGGUCUUACCCGGCACAUCAAUAAAUGUCACCCUCCAGAGAACAGACAAAUCGUGGUUCUACAAGUCCCGGUCAGACAGGGAUGAAAACUCAAAAGAACACUAAGAAAAAUAGUUUAUCUGCGUAUAAAAAUGAACAAAUAGUAUUAUAUUUACAAAGAUGCAAACAAAGCAUAGGAAUAAUAUCAAACGCAAAGCUAAUGUACAUAUUUUUAUUCGCUAGAGUACGAAGCCAGUUUCGGCUAAAUUCUUUCACAUGAUGUAUAUAUUUAAAUGGUUUAUCGUUAAAGUCUUUACGAAGAGAGCUUGUACAUAAAUUUGGUGUUGUAAAAUGUAAGUUGUUCGGGGUUUUGUGGUAGUAUGCGCGCUUUUGGAGCGCUUUAAAAGGCAGCUGCUCACGGUGUUUUCUAUGGCUAUGAUAAUGACUUGAAUUUAGCGGAUUCCGUGAAUGAAACUUUCUACUCAAUAAACAAUAUAAACGGAGAAAAAAA